AUGGUGGCAUCACCACCAAGGGAGGAAGCAGCUGCAGCUAGGAACAUCAAGGCCAACCAGGCAUGGCAGCAGCAGGUGGCGGCGACCGGAAGCGGGGAGCGCAAGCCGCGGCCACAGCAGGAACAGGGGCUCAACUGCCCGCGCUGUAACUCCACCAACACCAAGUUCUGCUACUACAACAACAACAGCAUGACGCAGCCACGCUACUUCUGCAAGGCCUGCCGCCGCAACUGGACGCAGGGCGGCACCCUCCGCAACGUCCCUGUUGGCGGCCGCUCCCGGAAGAACAAGCUGAACCGUGCCGGGGGCUCCUCCUCCUCCUCGACACUACCAGCACCAUCCUCCAGCUCCAACGACUCCAAGAAGAUGAACCUCACGCAACAACUGUCGAUGAUGCCUACUGCUACGGCACCUAUGCCCGCCGACUUCCCCAACGUGCUCCCUACGUUUAUGUCGACAGGCGGCGGCUUUGAGCUCCCCAGCAGUGACCACCACUCCCUGCCCUUCCCGCCCUUGUCUCCAUUGUUCAACCCUGGCACGACGCCAUCGCUCCUGGACAUACUGACCGGAGGGUUUCUUGACAGCGGGAACAACCGGAUGGCAGCACCGCCGUUGCUUGGUACAAUGCAGCAUGGGCAUGGGAUGGUGGGUGGCUCACCUGACCCACAGCUGGUGGGGCUCCUGCAGGGUGUGGAUCAGGCACUAGAGCUCCCUAUGCCUGCUGCUGGUGGUGGGUUCCAGCAGUGGCCUUCAUUGGCAGCACAGGAGCAGCAGGUUGUUGGUGGUGAUGGCAGUGCGGACAUGGACGACAACAACAACAACAACAACGGAGGCGGGGCAUCAGGUGGCAGCAGCGGCGUCGAGUAUUACUGGCAAGGAUCGAUCUGA
Setaria italica (foxtail millet) is the source of this 888-nucleotide messenger RNA. Its product is annotated as dof zinc finger protein PBF. Gene Ontology annotation, biological process: regulation of DNA-templated transcription. Gene Ontology annotation, molecular function: DNA binding; DNA-binding transcription factor activity. The record is from RefSeq and is a predicted model, not a curated record. The coding region runs from base 1 to 888 and encodes 295 amino acids. The transcript has a single exon. NCBI's taxonomy places the organism in Eukaryota, Viridiplantae, Streptophyta, Magnoliopsida, Poales, Poaceae.